CCCAUCACACUCCUCCUGUUACUGACCUCCUCCUUGCCAUGCUCCAUCUCUACAGGACCUACCGACGUGUCAAACCUGCGUCUCCCCUCCUCCAUAAUGCCCCUCCAACCAGAACCACAGGAAUGGAGUGCUGGGCAACGGUAUCGCAGCUACCUAAACGACCCUCAAGCCCACCUGGUGCCCACGUAUCCCGCCUGUCCUGAGUCUCCAGUACCGGACCCCCAAAAGCCCAGAGUCCAGCCCAUCAAGUCAAGCCCAGCGGUCCAGCGCAGGUCCAGCCAGCCAUUCACGGUUCAAGCGCCAGCUCUCAUCUCUCUCUCUCCCUUGCUCAAGAUUACUCGAGAGGAGCAAAGGUCCCCCUAAAGAACAAAUCACAAGACCACGUCCAGAAGUAUCCUGGGGCUCUAGCGUGGCAAAAAAAAAAAAAAAA
Messenger RNA from Colletotrichum godetiae, 430 nucleotides. RefSeq lists its product as uncharacterized. Lineage: Eukaryota; Fungi; Ascomycota; Sordariomycetes; Glomerellales; Glomerellaceae. The transcript has a single exon. Bases 97 to 363 code for a protein of 88 amino acids. The record is from RefSeq and is a predicted model, not a curated record.